Notolabrus celidotus (New Zealand spotty) is the source of this 5566-nucleotide messenger RNA. Its product is annotated as zinc finger protein. The record is from RefSeq and is a predicted model, not a curated record. NCBI's taxonomy places the organism in Eukaryota, Metazoa, Chordata, Actinopteri, Labriformes, Labridae. Bases 831 to 1604 code for a protein of 257 amino acids. The transcript has 7 exons. Gene Ontology annotation, molecular function: nucleic acid binding; zinc ion binding.
UUUCACCUCAUGAUGGGGAACCAUAACACUAAUGUUGCACAGUAAUAUUGCUGAGUUCAUUAGAAAAUUGUAGAACAUCAGAUAUCUGUUAAUGUCAGUGGUGAUUGGCGCCCACCUGGGCCACAUAAACACUUAAUUAGGAUACAGUAGCUGCUAUGGAAACACAACAUCAACAGUAUAACACUUCUGUGCAGGGGAAUUCGCGCGCUCUUUCUGUCUCUGUUCAUUUUUAUGUAAGACGAUAUUCAUGUGGGUGCACCAUGCGGAAACCUACUCACUCGACCAGAGCUCCCACUCACUCACUCACUAAGCAGACCUCGCGUUCACUCACACACACGUUGGUGAGCCGGGAGCGCUUUCUGUCUUUCAUUCAUCCCGGUGAAGGCUGCUCGCACUUUCUUCCUCUCCUUCAUCUCUCCCCCCCGCCCCUCCUCUUCCUCGCUCGCGCUGGGAUAGCUCACUUUGUUUUUGUGCCUUUUGGUCGGAGUAGUAGUGGAUGAUAUCAACAGAGGAGCGUUCCUUCAUCCCUGCGCGCGGUACUACGGGCUACAGAGGAGUCGCUAGAGGACACGAGCAUCACGACAGAGAGCAGCGCGAGAGAGUUCUGUUUUUAUUCUUUAUUUAUUUAUUUCCUGUGGAGAGGACGGCGUGAUUUCCAGCAAGAAACACACUGAAUAUCUUUAUUCAACUGCAGCGUUGCAACGGAAGCGCCACCUGCCAAGACUGUUGUUCCAUUUGUGGGAUUUUAAAGGACGCUGAAGGAUUACAGGCGGUCGGCGGAUGGUUGACGGUCUCGUGAAGAGGAGUCACUGCCUCUGCGCAAGUCUCAGAUGAAGAUGAAGUCUGCGGGCGUCGUGGAUGGAGGCUUGUUCACAGAGAGCUAUUGUAACAUCUGCAAUGCCCAGCUCAUCUCCGAGUCCCAGCGCACCGCUCACUAUGAGAGUAAGAAACAUGCCAACAAGGUACGUCUGUUCUACAUGCUCCACCCAGAAGAUGGAGGACCUCCUUCCAAGAGACUGAGGCCAGAUAAUCCAGUAUGCUCACUGAAUGAUUGUGCAGAGACAGAGGUGGACAGGAACAAGUGCUGUACCUUGUGUAACAUGUUCUUCACCUCGGCCAUCGUGGCCCAGUCACACUACCAGGGCAAAACCCACGCCAAGAGAGUCCGCCUGGUGCUCGGGGAGCCGCCUACCAUACCCUCAGCCAUGACCAGCCCUGCCAAUACAGAUUCCUCUCCUUCCACCCCGGUGCCCACAGACCCCGCUGCAUGCCCCCCUCCUCCCCCCGCCCUGCCCUGGCCCAUGGGGGUUGUCGGAGGAAACGGCGGCAGAGAAGCUGGGAAGUACUGCUGCCUGUGUGGAGCCUGGUUCAACAAUCCGCUGAUGGCCCAGCAACACUACGAGGGCAAGAAGCACCGCAGGAACGCGGCCAGAGCACGCCUCCUGGAGCAGCUAGCGGGCAGCCUGGAUGCCACGGAGAGCACAGGUUUGCGCAGUAGUUACUCAUGCAGUGUCUGCAGUGUGGUCCUCAACUCCAUCGAGCAGUACCAUGCACACCUCCAGGGCUCCAAGCACCAGAACAACCUGAAGCAACACCAGCAGUAAGCCACAGAGACAGGCCGCUCUGGAAAGAAAAAGAAGAAGAAGAAAAGAAGAAGAAGACAGAGAUUAUUGGAAUAAACAAUUUCAGAAAAAGAGGACUCGUGUCACAGACUGAAGCUUGUGAGAAAGUCGUGCAAUGAAAUUUCAGCGUGCGCAAGUCAAAAUGUGUCAAAGUGUGCAUGCGUGUGUGUACGGGUGUCGUGGGCAUCCGUGCAUGCAUCUGCAGUAUGCAUGUGAGGGUCAUAUUGAGUGUGUUUACUGCUAUCUUUGAUCUAAAAAUAUAUCUCUGAGAUUUAUUCAGCACCUAAGUGUUUGAUAUAAGUUCUCAACACUGACAGUUGCAGAAGACUUGCGGCUGCAUAUUGCCAUAAAACUCCCGUGUGAACCACAAUCCUAAAAAUCGAACUGAUGUCAGUGUGUUGCCCAGAGUGGUAAUAAACCAUUACAAUGAUAGUCAUAGAGCAGCAGUAGUAAUAACUCUGUAACAAGCUGUCCCACAAGUGCUCUGACAGUGAUCCAGGUCUGAACACAGUCUUCUGUUUACAUGCACUAAAUACACAGUGAGGCUGACGGUGGCACAUGCAUGGCUCACUUUCAGACCACUUGGGACCAACUCAGGCCCAGACUUUCAAAUCCAAGGAAGGAAAAACUCCCAACAACCUCAGCCAUUACAGAUUGCAUGAACUUCCAUGACUUUAAAAAGAAUAUGUUUUCAUUUGAAUCUUGUGUUGUCUAUAAAUGUAGUGGAUUGGUGUCACUUUUUUCAAUUGGUGUCCUUUGAAACUCAUCUUUUCAUAUAUUCUAUAUAAUCAAAAUGUGGAGAUGUGUCAUACCUACAGGACAGAAGGCAGUGGAGAACAAGCAGCACAAAGACUUUUAAAAUCCUGCACUGAAUCGAGGGUUUGUGCAACUUUUGUGAAUCAUCUACUAUUGAAAACAUUCCCACAGCACUGAAUACUGAUGUCAGAUGCAGUCCAGAGGUGACAAAAAUUUCUCCUCUUUGUGGAGACGGGCAACUUGUAGAUAAUAUAUUUUUUUUCUGUUGCUAUGGCCAGAGAAAAAACACUUCCCAAAUCAUGUAGCAGCCGAUGUACAAUACAAAUGGGAUGUAAUCCAAUGCAUGAAAGAUGUAAGACGUUGCAUUCACUUGCCUUUCUGAAACCUAUUGCUUGUGCGUUUUGGCAAUAGUGCUGCUUUCUAGUGAUAGCUUCGUAAUGCAUUACUGCACAUGCCUGCACCUGAACAAAGAGGUCACCUUUUAGUACUGAGCUGGCUUCUUCUCAACAUCUUAUUUAUUCAUCAAAAAAGGAUCUUUAUGUUAUCUGGAAAAUAUAACCCUAAUUUCAAAGUUGGGACACUUUAAAAUGUUAAUGAAAACAGAUUUUGAUGGUUUGCAAAUCAUAUGAAUAUAUUAUAUUUGAUAAAAUGGUGCAAAGACAACAUAUCAAAUGUUACAACUGAAAAAUGUUAUUGUUUUUGAAAGAUAUAUGCUCAUUUAAAUUUGAUGCCAGCAGCACAUUUCAAAGAAGUAGGGACAGGGGCAUGAUUACUACUGUGUUACACCACCUCUUCUUUUAACAACACUACAAAUGUGUGAGAAUCAGGGAGACUAGUUUCUGGAGUUUUGAAAGUGAAAAGUUUCGCUCUUGCCUGAUAUAGAAUUUCAUCAGUUCUGGGUCUCUUUUAUUGUACUUUUCGUUUCAUGAUGUACCAAAUGUUUUCAGGUGACAAGUUGGGACUUUAGGCCGGCCAGUUUAGCACCCCCUACUCUCUUACUAUGGAGCCAUGCUGUUGUAAUGUAUGUAGAAUGUGGUUUGGCAUUGUCUUGCUCAAAUAUACAAGGUCUUCCCUGAAAAAGGCAAUGCCUGGAUCGCAAUACAUGUUUCUCCAAAAGCUGUAUAUAAAGUUCAGCAUUAAGGGUGUCUCUCCAGAAGUGUAAGCUACUCAUACCAUGGGCACUUAUGCAUCCCCAUACCAUCAGGGGUGCUGGUUUUUGAUACAUAUAUGGCUUCCUCUUUGUAUAGUUUUAGUCUCUGUUUUCAUGCAGCAACAGACUGGGUUCACAGACAAUGUUGUUUGGAAGUAAUUUUGAGCCCAUGCAGUGAUUUCCACUACAGAGUCAUGGCUUUUUUUUUUAACACAGUGCCACCUGAAAGUCAGAAUAUCAUGGAAUCCAGUAUUGGUUUUUUAAUCUUGUCCAUUUUGUUCAGAUUCACUGAACCUUUAAUGAUAUCAUGGACACUGAAGUUUGCGAAAUCCCCAAAUUCUUUGCGAUUUUACACUCAGGAACAUUAUUCUGAAAUUGCUAACCUAUCUCCUCACCCAGUCUCUCACUUAGUGGUAAAUAUCUUCCAAGCUUUACUUCUGAGAGACUCAGCCUCUCUGAAGUACCUUUUUAUGGCUAGUGAUGUUACUAUCCUGAUGCAAAUUAACCUAAUUAGUUAAGACAUGUUCCUCCAGGUGUUUUUUUUUUUUUUAGCAUUACACAACUCAUCAGUAUUUUGUUUUCCCUAUCCCAACAUUUUUAAAUACAUAGCUGAAAUCAAAAUUUAAAGGGUCCUAUAUUUUCCAUUAAAUAAAAACGUUUAGUUUGUUGUUGUCUUUGCACCAUGUUUAGUUAAAUACAGGCUUUUAAAUGAAUGGCAAACCAUCAACCUCUGUGUUUAUCAACAUAUUAUACAGAGUCCUGAGUUCUUCAGAAUUGGGGUUUUAGAGCAGUCACAGUUUUUAAAAACUCCUGGUAUUGUCUUCAGAUUGUCUGUAAAGUGAGAUUCAAGAAGGUUUUGUAGCAUCAUGACAUGAGUAAAAAGACGACACGCUCCACUCUCCUCAACACUACUGAGCAGAUUUCUUUCUAUUGACCGGUCUUAAACACAGCGCACACACAGUUCAGCUAUUUCUGUUUGUUUCUUUUGGGUUCAAACUGUUACUUUCUGUGUAAACACCUCAAAGCGUGCUCAUUUUGUUCUCUGUUGAUUUCAUGGUGAAGAGAGUGAACUCAGAAUGACUUGAUUACUUUUAUUUUUUAAAAUACAGACAUAUGGAUGAGUUAGGAUUUAUGCAAUCACACUGUAAUAUUUACAACCAUACAUUGUGGGUUUGAAGUGAAAUAGUUUUACGAAGCAAAAAAAGGUGUUCUAUGUGUAAAUAAGCAGUAGCUGCAGGUGACAUUUGUGUUUUAAAAAGUACAAGAGUUUUGUAUUCAUAGUGUUUAUCUGCACUGAACUACAGGGUGAUAAGGGAAAUGUGUUUCUUAUUGAUAUUAUUGAGAUACUAAUAAGCUGACAUUGACUUAAAAUGUUACUAUGUUGGUGUUUUGUACGGAGAACCGUCAGUGAAAAUGACCUUGGAGACAGUGGUGGACCAAAAUCCAACAAAAAGAAAAUGAUCAGACUCCCACUGAGAGGGAUUUUGAUAAGAGCUGUUUUGAUGAGGACGACCACAAUCAACACAAAGACUGCCCCCUCAGAGAAACAUCGGAUUUCUAACUGGAUUGUCAGAGGAUUCAAAAAAACGCAAAAAAAGGACAAGCAGGACUGCAGACAGUUGGAUUACAACGUAAUGCCCAAAAUGACCAACCCCUCUGUUGUCAGUGAUGCCGAAAGAAAAACACGAAAACAAGAAAUCAUUUGGCAUCUUUGCUCUGCAUCAUGACUGUUUGGAAGACUAUUCACUCUCCAGCACUGGUGUUUUCACAAUAGAAGCGGUGUCUGUGUGUGCCGAUAUCACAGUCCUGUGCAGAGGAUGACUGUGCCGUGAGUCACAAAAUUUUAGCAGAUGUUACAUAAUAUAUGACAGAGAUGUUAUCUAUGGGUAGGAUUUGUGUGAUAUGAUGCUUGCGGGUGGGUGUCUGUGUAUGUGAAGCUGUCAACUGCGCUGGCAGUGGGAGACUUGCUGUGAGCUGUGUACUGUGAGCACAUUUGUAAACACACCUGAUGAUGAAUACAAGGAACAAGACAACUAUA